Messenger RNA from Chelonus insularis, 1152 nucleotides. RefSeq names its product ran-specific GTPase-activating protein-like. Lineage: Eukaryota; Metazoa; Arthropoda; Insecta; Hymenoptera; Braconidae. Gene Ontology annotation, molecular function: GTPase activator activity. Bases 155 to 904 code for a protein of 249 amino acids. Gene Ontology annotation, biological process: nucleocytoplasmic transport. The record is from RefSeq and is a predicted model, not a curated record. The transcript has 4 exons. Gene Ontology annotation, cellular component: cytoplasm; nuclear pore.
UGUUUUCAAAAAACGAUAAAAGUCGAAUUAACGCUGUUGGUUGGUACGUGAUUGCCGUUAACACUUUUACAUUUGUUCAAAUAAUAAGAUUUUGUAACUUAUAAUAAAUAUAUAGGUUAAUUUUUUUAUUUUUGCAUUGAUAUAGACAGUAAAAAUGCCUGAAAGUACAAUAAACGGAGAACAACAAAACAAAUCUACCAAUGAAAAUCAAGAAAAUGAAGAAGAACUUGAUCCUCAUUUCGAGCCAAUUAUUUCUUUACCUCUCAUUGAAGUAUCAAACAAUGAAGAAGAUGAAGAAGAAAUGCUCAAACUACGAGCAAAGUUAUAUCGAUAUGAUUCUACAAAUGAUCCUCCUGAAUGGAAAGAACGUGGAACUGGUGAUGUAAAAUUAUUGAAACAUAAAACAAAACAUACAGUACGAGUAGUAAUGAGAAGAGAUAAAACUUUAAAAAUCUGUGCCAACCAUUUUAUCACACCAUGGAUGGAACUGAAACCUAAUUGUGGUAGUGAUCGCGCUUGGGUUUGGAGUGUUCUUGCUGAUUAUGCAGAUGAAUUAUUGAAGCCAGAAUUACUUGCAAUAAGAUUUGCUAAUGCUGAACAUGCUGCACUCUGGAAAGAAACUUUUGAGAAAGCAAAAAAAAUAGUUGGAACUGAAUGUUCUAUUUACGCUGGAAGUCCUGAUGCAGCAGCUGAUGAUAGUCAUAGUGAAUCUUGUAGUUCUGUAACUGACACAGAAGAAAGUGAUGCAAAUGAAUCCAAAUCACAAAAUAAAAAACAAUCAUCAAAUGAUGAUGAAUCAGUGAAUAAAAAUAAAUCUACAGAGCCGAAAACAACCGACCAAAAUACAAAUAAAGUGACUGAAGAAAUGGAAAAACUCAAAGUCAAUAAGAAAGAAGAUGAGUAGUUAUAGAUUUUUAUAUUUGAUAAUUAAUCUAUUAAGAAGGAAAUGAUAAACAUUCCAUGUAUGAGCAAAAAUGUUGCUAGUGUAAGUUUAAUUUUAUUUUUUGCAUCUCAUAACUUUUUAAAAUUAAUAAUUAAUUACGAACUCCUUGGAUGGAUAUUUACUUGCUGUAAUUUAAAUUUGAUUCAUUAAUUUCUUAUUAAUUAUAAAAUUUUUAUCAUCUAUCAAUUAUACGGAGUUUUUUUCAUUGA